CCAAAACAUCCUGCCUCGUAUUAGUCUCACUCGAAUUGCGCACUCGCUCGGUCCACGCAAUGAUCACGAUCGCUGUAGUUCUCAUAGUGCUCGUUGUGCUAUACUUUUAUAAUGUCAGAACAUUUGACUACUGGGAAAAACGAGGUGUUAAACAAGACAAACCAGUGCUACUCUUUGGCAACAACGCCGACAACUAUUUUAUGCGUAAAAGCGUUACCGAAAAAGCUGUCGAAAUGUAUUGGAAAUAUCCUAAUGAGAGAAUCGUCGGCUUCUUUAGAUCCACUAGGCCAGAGCUCGUAAUAAGGGAUCCAGAGAUUGUGAAGCGUUUGUUGGUUAGCGAUUUUUAUCACUUUUAUCCGCGCGGUCUUACCCCUAAUAGGAAAUAUAUUGAGCCAAUUAUGCGGAACCUGUUUUUUGCGGAUGGAGAUCUGUGGCGCUUGUUGAGGCAGCGCAUGACGCCGGCGUUCACGAGCGGCAAGCUGAAGGCGAUGUUCCCGUUGAUCGUGGAGCGAGCAGAGCGGCUGCAGGAGCGCGCACUCGCUACCGCCGCUGGUGCCCGCACCAUUGACGCCCGUGACCUCAUGGCUCGAUACACUACUGACUUCAUUGGCGCCUGCGGCUUUGGUAUCGAUGCUGACUCGCUCAACGAAGAAGAUUCGGCUUUUCGAAAACUAGGCGCUAGCAUCUUUAAAAUCGAUGCCAAGCGUUUUAUUAUUUCGAUGUUAAAACAAAUGAUGCCCAGACUGUUCUACCCUUUAAGACCAAUGGGUCAGAUAGAAAAAGACAUAAAAGGACUGGUAGGUGCAAUUUUAAAGGAAAGAAAAUAUGAACCAUCAAGCAGGCAUGACUUUAUCGAUCUUCUGAUAGAAAGUAAGAAUAAAGGGUUAAUGACAGGGGAAUCGAUAGAACAUAUGAAACCUGACGGUACCCCAGAGAUUGCUAGUCUAGAAAUGGAUGAAGAGUUGAUGGCUGCUCAAGUAUUUAUAUUCUUCGCUGCUGGCUUUGAGACGUCGUCUUCGGCUACAAGUUUUACUUUACACCAAUUGGCUUAUAACCCUGAUGUACAGAAAAAAGUACAAGAGGAAAUUGACAGGGUUCUUGCUGAGCACAAUAACAAGCUCAGUUACGAAGCUGUGAAAGAAAUGACUUAUCUAGAUUGGACAUUUAAAGAAGGCAUGAGGAUGUUUCCAUCGCUUGGAUUCCUAAUGAGGGAGUGUUCCCGUAAAUAUACUAUCCCUGAGACUGAUAUCACCAUAGACGAAGGAGUUCGCAUUCUAGUACCUAUACAGGCUAUGCAUAUGGACCCUCAGUACUUCGAUAAUCCUGAAGAGUUUCGGCCGGAGAGGUUUAGUCCAGAAGAGUUUAAUUCGGUGCAGAAGAGUAUCUAUUUGCCGUUUGGUGUCGGUCCUCGCGCAUGCAUCGGUGAGAGGCUGGGCUUGAUGCAGUCUUUGGCGGGGCUGGCGGCCAUCCUCUCCAAGUUUACUGUAUCACCGGCACCAGAGACCGUGCGGAGGCCUAAAGUGGAACCCAAGUCGGGCGUCGUGCAGAGUAUAAAAGGAGGCCUGCCUUUAAUGUUCAAGGAGAGAAAGUAAACCGAACAGGUCUGCAUAAAUCUAAGCUGUAAUACUCUAAGAUUACAGCUCAAAUUCAAACUAUUAGCAAUUCGUAAAGAAUAUGGUAAACUUGCGUUCAAAAAUCAACCCCGUUUCUCAAAAAUCGAUGACCAAUGUUUCCCCGCGUUUCAAAAUAACCCCAGUUCACCGGUAGGUACUCACGAGUUGUUAGUCAGUAAUUCUAGCUAAUCAUAAAUUAAUAGUUGUAGCUUUAAUUGUAUCGAUAAAUUAUGAUAAGACUUUAUUAGAUAUUAAUCGUAAGUACCUACAUGAGUGUUUUAAUGCAACUAUUCAUCUUUUUGCUGUGGAUGGUCAUCUUAAGAAAUACUAGCAAAAAUAACCUAGAUAUCCCAUUCAUUUAAAUUUUAACGAAUGCUUUAUCGUUGACAGACGGUUUGGUAUCAACCACCACUUUGUUAGCUAAAUAGAUUUUAUUAGUACUUAGGUCAUACUGAAUGUUCCUAUAAUUUCAUAAAUUGUAGUAGAUAGCUAUAAUUUUCAUUUAUAAUUAGUUUUCUUAACUGAUUCUGACAAUGCUUAAUUAAUGAAAACUAAAAUAUUACUUGCGUUCUUGGGACGACCGACUGGUAGCCGUCCAGUGGGUCGGCCCAGGUAUCGCUGGGAAGACAGUGUGGCGGCGGAUCUGCUUCAGCUUCGCGUCAGUAACUGGCAGGAAGUUGCGCAGGAUCGGGAAAGGUGGCACGCUCUCGUUUCGGAGGCCAAGAUUCUCUUUGGAUCGCUGAGCCAAAAUAGUUAGUUAGUUAGUUAGUUAGUUAAAAUAUUACUUUGCUAAUCCGCAUAAAAGAUAACGUGCUAGUACUAGUCAAUCAGUGCUAACCCGUACUUGCGUAUUUAAUUACACGAAAGUUUGGGUCCUCAAUUAAUUUAGAUGAUGUUUGUGGGGAAAUUCAUGUUUUCUGGCGUAUACGUAUGCAUGUAGGAUUUUAUUACUUUGAUACCUAAAGAUGUCUGAAUCUGCUGAUAUGUGACUUUUUGUAUCUUAUUUUUUGCGAUUUUGGGGAGUUACUGUUGAAAGACUUUCUUCUCGGUUAAUAUCCGUAAGAUCCAACUAAAUUGAUAAAUUGUACCAUAAACAGUUGCAUGAGAACCGACCUUUUGUGUUAGAUAGGUAAUAUUCGAAGCCCGGACCGGCUGUCGAUUAGCAUUAUGGAAACGCUCGACAUACAUUUUUCUAACUAACUGCUAGCAUUCCUAAAAUACUCAUUAAAAACACCUUACUUCAAUAAGUUGUUAAAAAGUUUUUUCAAACAAUAGGUAAAUCUUUCACAACGUCAUCUCUAAUAAGUGGCUCAUUUUAGGAACUUACAGUAUAGCCAUAUAAAACGGCAGCUCAUAACCUGCGCUUGCGCCACCUUUCGGUCAUAUCUGUCGUACCUAAUAGACGCGUUUUGUUAGAGAGUGAACCUUCAGUCUGUACCUAGUACUUACUAUUUUUUAUUCUGUCACGAAGAUAACAAACAAGCUUAUCUUCUCGCUGGCAGUUUCUGACUUGUUUGCCGUGAAAUUUAAUGAUACUUAUUUAAUAGUAUAAUUGUACUGUGAUAAUUAUGAUAAUGUUCAAUUCUAUUAUUAUUACAUCACAAGAGAAUCGAGAACAUUUCUGCAAAUUGUACAAACCUUCUUAGGUUUUAGGUUAAGAUUAUUACCUAUUUUAUUGUACUUAUUAUUGUUUUAAUUAUCGUCUUUAGAAAUAAAGUUAAUAGUUCAUGUAA
This is a messenger RNA of Cydia fagiglandana, 3346 nucleotides long. Its product is annotated as cytochrome P450 6B2-like. NCBI's taxonomy places the organism in Eukaryota, Metazoa, Arthropoda, Insecta, Lepidoptera, Tortricidae. Gene Ontology annotation, molecular function: oxidoreductase activity, acting on paired donors, with incorporation or reduction of molecular oxygen; iron ion binding; heme binding. The record is from RefSeq and is a predicted model, not a curated record. The transcript is spliced from 2 exons. The coding region runs from base 60 to 1592 and encodes 510 amino acids.